Messenger RNA from Brassica oleracea var. oleracea, 1659 nucleotides. Its product is annotated as pentatricopeptide repeat-containing protein At5g18475. The transcript has a single exon. Lineage: Eukaryota; Viridiplantae; Streptophyta; Magnoliopsida; Brassicales; Brassicaceae. Gene Ontology annotation, molecular function: protein binding. The record is from RefSeq and is a predicted model, not a curated record. Bases 119 to 1636 code for a protein of 505 amino acids.
GAUCUAAUAUUUAUUCAACCGAACCGGUUUACCAUCAUCGUCGUCGUCAGUCGUCACUCUCACUCGUCUCUUAACCUAAUUUCACAUUCGAUUCUCUUGAUCAGAGGUGCUACUAACAAUGCGCCUCCCAACUCCGAUAAUCAACGAAAGUCGCCGCCUUUCAUCUUCCUCACGGUCAUGGAUAUCUCCCAUCUCCUUAAUCAAGAAGAAACCAGACCCACCUCCCGAAUCUUCAAUCUCACAAGUGGACCUAAACCCUAAACCCCAAUUCAUCUCUCACGAAUCCGCAAUCAACCUCAUCAAACGCGAGAGAGACCCUCAGCGAGCCCUCGACCUCUUCAACAAAGCCUCCCAACAGAAAGGCUUCAACCACAACAGCGCCACGUACUCCGUCCUCCUGGACAAUCUCCUCAGGCACAAGAAGCUUAACGCCGUCGACGCGAUUCUCCGCCAGAUGAAGCACGAGACUUGCAGGUUCCAGGAAGGUCUCUUCCUCAACCUGAUGAGACACUUCUCCAGGUUCGAGCUGCACGAUAAGGUGAUUGAGAUGUUUGGUUUGAUCCAAGUGAUCGCACGUGUGAAGCCUUCUCUCAACGCUGUUAGCACGUGCCUCAACCUCCUUGUUGAUUCGAAGGAGGUUGGUUUAGCUAAGAAGCUGUUAUUGUAUGGUAAAAAGAAUCUUGGGUUGCAGCCGAACACUUGCAUUUUCAAUAUUUUGGUGAAGCAUCACUGCAAGAAUAAGGAUGUUGACUCUGCGUUUGGGGUUGUGGAGGAGAUGAAAAGAUCCGGACUUUCGUAUCCGAAUUUGAUCACUUACUCGACGUUGAUGGAGUGUUUGUUUGUACAGUCAAGAUCCAAAGAAGCUAUGGAGUUGUUUGAGGAUAUGAUCUCUAAAGAAGGGAUCUCUCCGGAUCCUGUGAUGUUCAAUGUUAUGAUCAAUGGGUUCUGUCGUGAGGGGGAGGUUGAGAGGGGAAAGAUGAUUAUAGAGUUUAUGAAGAAGAAUGGAUGCAACCCUAAUGUGUAUAACUACUCUGCUUUGAUGAAUGGGUUUUGUAAAGAGGGAAGGGCUCAGGAAGCUAAAGAAGUCUUUGAUGAGGUGAAGGAGACUGGUUUGAAACUAGACACGGUUGGUUAUACAACGUUGAUGAACUGCUUCUGUAGGAAUGGUCAAGUUGAUGAGGCUAUGGAGUUACUUGGAGAGAUGAAAGCAUCUGGAUGCAGAGCUGAUGCGUUAACUUACAAUGUGAUUCUCAGGGGGUUGUGCGGAGAAGGAAGAACAGAAGAAGCUCUUGAGAUGUUAGGUCGAUGGGGAUGUGUAGAAGGAGUUCAUCUGAACAAAGGUAGUUAUAGGAUCAUACUGAACGCGUUGUGCAAGAAUGGUGAGCUGGAGAAAGCGGUGGAGUUUUUGAGUUUGAUGUCGAAGAAAGGGGUUUGGCCACACCAUGGGACUUGGAACGAGUUAGUAGUUCGCCUCUGCGGAUCCGGGAAUGCAGAAAUGGGGAUUCGAGUUCUGACAGGGUUUGUGGGAAUGGGUUUUAAACCAGAGCCUGAGUCUUGGAGAGCUGUGGUUGAAUCAAUAUGCAAAGAGAGGAAGUUAUUACAUGUCUUUGAAGUUCUUGAUUCUUUAGUUUCUUGAUUAUUUAAACCCCUUUAUUGAUA